This is a messenger RNA of Galeopterus variegatus (Sunda flying lemur), 3265 nucleotides long. It is a transcript of the gene MID1, whose product is annotated as midline 1. The transcript has 10 exons. Bases 348 to 2351 code for a protein of 667 amino acids. The record is from RefSeq and is a predicted model, not a curated record. Gene Ontology annotation, molecular function: zinc ion binding; protein binding. Lineage: Eukaryota; Metazoa; Chordata; Mammalia; Dermoptera; Cynocephalidae.
AUAAGAGCCAGGCGGUCCUCGCUUCCCAGCGCCCGACUUUUCAUAGGCCGAGGGAUUUUCAUAGGCUGGGCUUGGGAAACUUGACAUUGUCUUGGGCAGAGUGCGUGUAGCAACAGAUCAAAGAAAAGAGGACGCAAAACGUGCUCUUGGCUGCCUGUGGAUUUCGCCGAGUUGCUUUUGUCUUGCGAGCUUCUGUCGCGUACUGCUGUUGCCCCUGUGACGACCGCGGCGUGGGCUUCGAUGCAGCUGGCUCCCUACCGGAUGGGUCAUGGAAUUCUAAACAUGAGGCAGAUAGCUGAUCAGCUUCCUUGGAUUUUGCUGAUGACACAGGAGAGCUUUGCCUGAAGAUGGAAACACUGGAGUCGGAGCUGACCUGCCCUAUUUGUCUGGAGCUCUUUGAGGAUCCUCUCCUGCUGCCCUGUGCUCACAGCCUCUGCUUCAACUGCGCCCACCGCAUCCUGGUGUCACACUGUGCCACCAACGAGUCUGUGGAGUCCAUCACCGCCUUCCAGUGCCCCACCUGCCGGCAUGUCAUCACGCUCAGCCAGCGAGGUCUAGACGGACUGAAGCGCAACGUCACCCUGCAGAACAUCAUCGACAGGUUCCAGAAAGCAUCAGUGAGCGGGCCCAAUUCCCCCAGUGAGACCCGCCGGGAGCGGGCCUUUGACGCCAACACCAUGACUUCUGCUGAAAAGGUCCUCUGCCAGUUCUGUGACCAGGAUCCUGCCCAGGACGCCGUGAAGACCUGUGUCACUUGCGAAGUGUCCUACUGUGACGAGUGCCUGAAAGCCACUCACCCGAACAAGAAGCCCUUUACAGGCCAUCGUCUGAUUGAGCCAAUUCCGGACUCACACAUCCGGGGGCUGAUGUGCUUGGAGCACGAGGAUGAGAAGGUGAAUAUGUACUGUGUGACCGAUGACCAGUUAAUCUGUGCCUUGUGUAAACUGGUUGGGCGGCACCGCGAUCAUCAGGUGGCAGCUUUGAGUGAGCGCUAUGACAAAUUGAAGCAAAACUUAGAGAGUAACCUCACCAACCUGAUUAAGAGGAACACGGAACUGGAGACCCUUUUGGCCAAACUCAUCCAAACCUGUCAACAUGUUGAGGUCAAUGCAUCACGUCAAGAAGCCAAAUUGACAGAGGAGUGUGAUCUUCUCAUUGAGAUCAUUCAGCAAAGACGACAAAUUAUUGGAACCAAGAUCAAAGAAGGGAAGGUGAUGAGGCUUCGCAAGCUGGCUCAGCAGAUUGCAAACUGCAAACAGUGCAUUGAGCGGUCGGCGUCACUCAUCUCCCAAGCGGAACACUCCCUGAAGGAGAACGAUCACGCCCGUUUCCUCCAGACUGCUAAGAAUAUAACCGAGAGAGUCUCCAUGGCAACUGCAUCCUCCCAGGUCCUAAUUCCUGAAAUCAACCUCAAUGAUACAUUUGACACCUUUGCCUUAGAUUUUUCCCGAGAGAAAAAAUUGCUAGAAUGUCUGGAUUACCUUACAGCUCCCAACCCUCCCACAAUUAGAGAAGAGCUCUGCACAGCCUCAUAUGACACCAUCACCGUCCACUGGACCUCCGAUGAUGAAUUCAGUGUGGUCUCCUACGAGCUCCAGUACACCAUAUUCACCGGUCAAGCCAACGUCGUUAGUUUGUGUAACUCGGCUGACAGCUGGAUGAUCGUUCCCAACAUCAAGCAGAACCACUACACAGUGCAUGGUCUUCAGAGUGGCACCAAGUACAUCUUCAUGGUCAAGGCCAUCAACCAGGCAGGCAGCCGCAGCAGCGAGCCUGGGAAGUUGAAGACAAACAGCCAACCAUUUAAACUGGAUCCCAAAUCUGCUCAUCGAAAACUGAAGGUGUCCCAUGAUAACUUGACGGUAGAACGUGAUGAGUCAUCAUCCAAAAAGAGUCACACGCCUGAACGCUUCACCAGCCAAGGGAGCUACGGAGUGGCUGGAAACGUGUUCAUUGACAGUGGCCGCCACUACUGGGAAGUGGUCAUAAGUGGAAGCACAUGGUAUGCCAUUGGCCUUGCUUACAAAUCGGCCCCGAAGCACGAGUGGAUUGGGAAGAACUCUGCUUCCUGGGCACUGUGCCGCUGCAACAAUAACUGGGUGGUGAGACACAACAGCAAGGAGAUGCCCAUCGAGCCAGCCCCCCACCUCCGGCGCGUCGGCAUCCUGCUGGACUAUGACAACGGCUCCAUCGCUUUUUACGAUGCUUUGAACUCCAUCCACCUCUACACCUUCGAUGUCGCGUUUGCGCAGCCUGUGUGCCCCACCUUCACCGUGUGGAACAAGUGUUUGACGAUUAUAACUGGUCUUCCCAUCCCAGACCAUUUGGACUGCACAGAGCAGCUGCCAUGAGUACCUGGCCACAUGGAGCUGCUUUCUGGAGAGUAAAGAGGUUUGAGGCCACUAUGUAGGGGACUGAGAAAAGCACAGGCUUCAAGAGUGUGAUUAAAACUUGAGAAAAAUUGUCCAGAAAUCAGCUAAGAUAGGGCUCAAAAUGGAUACUUCUCUCCUUAUACUGUGUUUUGCAUUAAGUACAGGCCUUCAUAAUUUCUUUAAUUUUUUUUUCUUAUUUAGAGGAAAAUCUAUAGAUUAUUUAUAAAAGAAACAUAAUCAGGAUUACAAAUAACUCUUAGGAAUUAUUUGGCUUUGCACAUCAAGAGGCCCAUAAGUUUACCAUCUCUUUAGAACCUGUAUUUCAUCACAGUCUAUGGGCUUGCAAAAAAAAUAUUUUGUAGUUUUGUAUGUUUAUUCACUUUCUCGUACUGAUCCCAUGGUAGGUCCUGUCACCUCAACAAUGCAUCACAGAAUAUAUUUGAACCCAGUAGGGAAGUAAACAGGCUUUCUUACUCUGGUUUAAUUUGAAGUGUUUUAACUGCAAUGUCAGAAACUUGUCUUAGAUCAACCAGAAUGGAGAGCAAGAGAGGGAAUGAAAAAAAUUGACUUUGGACCUUUGACUUUGACAUGGCUGAAUCAUUGAUUAUCCUCGAAUGGCUGGUGGGAUAACGUUGGGAAGAAAGGUCCUGAAACCUUUGGCCAUAUUUUGCCCUGCUUCUCCCAGGGUUAAGGAUUCUAAGAGACCAUUAAGAAUGAGAUUGCAAUUGAAAAUAGUCACUUUGAAUCCUAUUGAUUAUUCCAAAAUUCAGGCUGAUUUGUGUUAUAUCAGAGAUAGGAUUCUGCUUCAUGGUAUAAAAUCUAUCCUUACUUUUAGUAGUUCUUUAGGCCUGUGAAAUUUCUUCACUACCUUUAAUAGUUGUUCUAUCCCCCCC